Messenger RNA from Paramisgurnus dabryanus, 2393 nucleotides. It is a transcript of the gene rad21l1, whose product is annotated as RAD21 cohesin complex component like 1. Gene Ontology annotation, biological process: sister chromatid cohesion; replication-born double-strand break repair via sister chromatid exchange. NCBI's taxonomy places the organism in Eukaryota, Metazoa, Chordata, Actinopteri, Cypriniformes, Cobitidae. The record is from RefSeq and is a predicted model, not a curated record. Gene Ontology annotation, molecular function: chromatin binding; protein binding. Gene Ontology annotation, cellular component: cohesin complex.
GUGAUUUACAAAUCCCUCACAAAAUGCACGCGCAUAAACGGCAGUUGAAGAUUACACAGGCAGAUGAUAUAUCGCUUUAAGAAAUGGCGGGAUGCACGCGCGUGUGUCUUCCGAUGGACUAAUAUGUUUUUUUCAACUUUAAGAUAUCGUUAAAAACAGUGCAAACUUUAAAUCUUUGUCCAGCACGAUGUAUUAUGCUCAACUCUUCACCUCUAAACGAGGCACACUAGCCAAGAUCUGGCUGGCAGCUCACUGGGAGAAGAAGAUAACUAAAGCACAUGUGUUUGAAUGUAACCUUGAGACCACCAUCCAAGAAAUUUUAUCUCAGGUUAAAAUUGGUUUGCGGACUUCUGGUCACCUUCUCGUAGGAGUUGUUCGGAUAUACUCUCGGAAAACCAGAUACUUGCUUGCAGAUUGCAGCGAUGCAUUGGUCAAAAUUAAAGUGGCUUUCCGGCCAGGACAAACAGAUUUGCCUGAGGAUGCAUUGGAGGCCACGUUUAAUCAUAUCACUCUGCAAGAAGACUUCAUUGACUUUGACCUCCAAUUGCCUGAUCUCAACACCAUUGAUGUGGUAGACCACUUCUCUUUGAAUCAAUGUCGCACAGAAGACAUUACUCUAAAAGAGACAUUGGCAAGCAACUAUCUCAACAUGGGUUUAGGGGAUGAAGCCCACACAAUUCAGGGACUGUUUGAUCAAAGUUUCAGCGUUCAUGGCGACUGCUUUGGCGAUGAAGAUAUGCCUGUUGACCUCAUUGAUUUUAUAGCAAGCACCAGUAAGGAUGCUCGAGUGACUGAUUUCUAUGAGAAGAACACGCCAAGUGAAUUACCAGCUACACCUCCACCAACUGCCAUUGGUGUAGAAGAGCCAGUGUUUGUGAAUCCAGAGGUGUCCACUUCAGAAAUGAGUAUGAAUAGUCAGAACGUAACCGAGACCACGUUUUUAGUGCAUGCAGAGGAAGGCUUUGCCCUCGCACCCACUGCUGCUACACCAUCUUCCGUUAAAAAGAGAGGGAAGAGGAAAAGGAAGUUGGUGGUUGAUCGAUCAAAAGAACUAACUAACGAUGUCAUCAAGGAACAUCUGUCUGACACCUCUGAUAUUUUAACUGUAUUGGAAAUAGCCCCACCCACUCGUCAGCUCAUGGAGUGGAAGGAAAACGGAGGGGUGAAGCAACUGUUCUCAUGUUUCUGCCUUUCAGUCUUACACCCCGACUUAAAGCAGCUGUUGCCUCGUGACAUGUCUGCUAGGAGACAGAGGCUGAGCGAGGAAGCAAGAGAGCAGAUAGACCCCGAGGAGAUGAGAGAGCAAAUCAGAGAGGCUGACGAAGAGGACACUGCUGACCCAGUGUUGGAUGACUGGAGUCUGCUACAGGAGUCUGUAGAUCAAGAUAGAGCAGCAGAUACUUCUGUAGAGCCAUCCAUCACUCAUGCAGCACCUCCACCUCCCUGGAACACAACCAGUGAGGAGAGUAGGAUGGAGGUGUCAUAUCCUGAGCCUCUCUCUGAGGACACAAUGUUGGUUGAUCCAUCUGGAGAGAUAGGGGAAACCUCCGGAGUGACACAGACACUGGUGCAGUCUUCUCUGGACAGUCAAGAUGUGGAAGAUAGGAGAAUGACCAGUCAGGCACACAAACUCCUCCAAAUGCUCAAAAGUCAAAACUGCUCUCCGAAUGCAACAUACAGCCUUCACGCUAUAUGUGAGGGAAGCAGUCGUUCAUAUGUAGCAGCAGUAUUCUUCUGCCUACUGGUGUUAAAGAAGCAAGAGGCGCUGAACCUGCAUCAGAGCGCCCCCUACAGUGACAUCAUAGCCACACCUGGACCCCGCUUCCACUCACUGUAGAACAAGUCAUCCUCAGCUUUAGGAGCCAUAAACUUUACUUGAAUUUAUAAGUUAUUAAAAGCCUUAGGCUUGUUGCAUGUUCUUGGUUUGAAGCACAUUGCUGCCCUGUUUAGGUAGACAACUCACCUUACUAAACAUGAUGAACUAAAAUCCAAAACGAUUGUAAAUAAUUUUGUCAUUUUUAUCUGAAUUUAUAGUGUUGUAUAGUGUAAAACAAGGUAAUAUAUACUAAGAUCUUUCACAUUUUUAUGACCUGGGUCUGGACCCCGAACUAUAGAGCAGCAGGCAUCACACUGGACUGUUUUUAUCUCUAUAUCAACUUAACAUUUGAUUGUCUCAGCCUAGUAUAAUACAUAAAAUACAUUCUUUAGGUUCAUCACAAUAGAGGUAUAGGUUAAUAAGUACGUUGAAAUGGCAUGGACAAAAACCCAGUAGGUUGUUCUGUUCAUUUCUCUCUACACAGAUUCAUAGCCUAGUUAGGUUAAACUUGGUUGGUUUUGUCCUGUGUUGAGUGUGUUUCCUAUUUUUGGUCGUGUUUUCACCCUUUGCUUGUUAA